UCCAGCUGAACAUUUCGUCCCUUUUACGCAGGAAAUAUUUAUUGUGAGGUUUUUUUGGGCUAAAAGUGAACUGAAUACAAAGAUGGAUCAAAACCAAGAAACUGUUUCUGGGUCUCAGAGACAGACAUACUCGUCCAACAUUCAACGCAUGGAACGCCAGCCCUCCAAGACCCUGGGGGUGGGAACUCUCCGCCAGGUGGCACUCAGCAGUCUGCAGACGAUGUUGACCAACCUGUGCAACAUCCGGGUCAAAUUAGAUUGCUUACGUCACGACAAGAAGUUCUGCUCCAACAAGGAGCUAGCCAUUAUGACGUCAGUGGACGAGAGCGCCAUCAGGGAGCAGUUGGACGAGAGGCUGAAGUUUGUGUUUCCCGAACAGGCAGGGAAAAUUGAGAUCUUCCAAGAGGUCACUGACCUGAUCGUCAAAGAUCGCUCAUCACGUGACAUGCUCAACCACAUCCUCAAGAUCUUCCGCUUGUGUGUGGGCGUAGUCAAAGAGUGGGGUGUGGAGAACGAGGUUUUUGUGGGUGUGGUACCCACUGAAGGCAACGGCUAUUUCAGGUUCACCGUCGACGAAGCGCUAAACUGCCUGCAGCUGACCUGGAGUCGUGACGUCCUGUGUGCGGAGUUCCUGGAAAGCGUCACUUCGAUGUGUCAGGCGGUCCGGGACGAGAGGAGACAGUACACACCCGCCGAGUACCUGGCUCUGGAGGCUGCCUACAACGCCAUAGGGAAAGGUGGUCAGAUCACCUGCAAGCCGCAUCGUCCUCAUGGGUCGCCCGGGUUCAGACCCCACUGCCAGACCUACAUGUCGCUCACGGAUCCCGGAGAUGGUCAUCUGUUGGGCACCACCCGCUUCAACGAGUGGAUGCAGGGAGCCAUCAUCCACGUGGAACAUCUUGAGCGGCCUCGCCACCUCCCUCGGGAGAACAUCGAGUCGUACCGCGUGCCGUCGCUUCUCGAGUUCUCCAAGAUACGGCUCCAUGUCGGGUCCGCAGCUCCCACCACUUACUUCGUUGGACGCCGCAUGAAAGAUUCGGGCAACUUUGAGGAGGAUUUCCUCAAACUGAUCCACAUGACGUCCUCCGCAGCCAGUGCAGCCUUCUACCAAGGGAGUGCCGAGUGCAAAGUGUCCAUGGAAGGACUGACCACAGGUCAAGCCGUGCGCUACAUGAGGGCGCUGCGAGCUCAAGUGAACAGGGAUAGGUACACACAGUACCUGAGCGCGGCCUGGAAUCUGAAUCAGAUUGUACUGGAUGACCAUGACCGGGCUGCGACCCGUGAGCUCAAGGAACGAAUCGAGAUCGCCAAUAGAGCCAUCGAGAUCACCGCCCUGGGAGGGUUUGACAAGGUCACGUGGGAUGGAGCCAGCGACACCUACCCGUCCAAGUGCAUCAUGUACCAGCUGACCUUUGAAGAGGCACUGACCCUGAACCAUGUUGCCCAUGAACAGGGAAUCGUGACCUACUUUUCGGCUGGCUUCAAGUUUGAUGAGAUCCAGCAUGCCGUGUUCGCAGGAGUUGACGGAAUCGGUAUCGGCGGUGCUCAAGUUUUGAGAUACAUGGACUCAACCAGUGGCAUGCACGGCCCGUAUAUGGAGGAAAACAUCCCUGUGAUCAUGGCAAGGAGGGACGAAGCGGCGUGGUCAACUAGGGGUCGAGGGGUCAAGCUCCUCACACGUCUGGACACGAUGUUCUUCGAAGGUUCGAUCAGCAGGCCAAGGAAUGACCAGAGGCAGAGGCUGUUUGAGUAUCUCCUGGCCCAAGACUUGGGCAAGAUUGAGUCCGUGUUGGCUGACCUGGAUGCAGUUAUGUCUCUGGAGGUGAUUGCCAGAGACUUUUUCCCCCCUCAUGACUGA
Messenger RNA from Aplysia californica (California sea hare), 1858 nucleotides. RefSeq lists its product as uncharacterized. The coding region runs from base 83 to 1858 and encodes 591 amino acids. NCBI's taxonomy places the organism in Eukaryota, Metazoa, Mollusca, Gastropoda, Aplysiida, Aplysiidae. The transcript has 11 exons. The record is from RefSeq and is a predicted model, not a curated record.